GGGAUUUGAUGUCUAACUCGGAUGUCUAACGUAAAGAGGAAAAAACAGAACAGCAGUAGAAUAAUGCGGUGUUAUUUGGAACAUUAUUUGAAGUACUAAAAACCGGGACAAUUCGUGUCCCGCGAAAGAGUCAAUUUCCGGGGCAGUCGCUCAAAAAAGAGAACAAUGCCGGAAAAACCAGAACGCGUGGCAACCCUAUCGGCUACACGUACGUAUUAUUUUCAUUCACUGUUUGAAGCCAAUACUUAAAAUGGGCCGAAUUAGUUUUGUGAACUUAAACAUGUGAAAAUGUAUGGCCCUACUUUAAAAAUUAUGUACCCAACGUCAGGGAACACACAUUAACUCCAUACAUAUCUAAAGGGUGGGCAUGAUCACGGAAGAUUCUUUCUGGAACGUGCCUCUAUUUCAGCACUAACAGAGGAAACGCCUUAUUUGCGAGGAGAUCUUUACAUUACAUCUGUAGCCUGUAGCUCUGUAGCCAUCGCAGUUUUAUUCGCAAAGGAUGCAUUUGUGAAACGCGUUUUGAUAAGUCCUCGCAAAUCUCUUCGUGAAACGAGCCCUGCACUCUCUGCUCAGCCUGGCUGUGCGCAGAACCAGGGAGGCCCUCCCACUCUGUGUCACACAGUUUCAGAGAAAACGGAAACUUUACUCUUUCUCUGUUUGUGUCAAAUAGCAGAGGUAGGUAUCUAGGCGGGUCUGCUCAGAACCAGGAUAUAUCUCCUGCACGUCCACAAGCAGAUUCUGAGAAACACUACCUUCAGAUUAAAAACUCUUAACAGUUUUUACAAUACAAUGGCUGAAGGUGGAGGUUUACUGGAUCAGGACCAGUUGAGCUGUUCGAUCUGUCUGGAUCUACUGAAGGAUCCAGUGACCAUUCCCUGUGGACACAGUUACUGUAUGGGCUGUAUUAAGGGCUGCUGGAACCAGGAUGAUCAUACUGGUGUCUACAGCUGUCCCCAGUGCAGAGAGACUUUCACCCCAAGGCCUGUUUUAAGAAAAAACACCAUGUUUGCUGAAGUGGUGGAGAAACUGAAGAAGACAGGACUCCAAGCUGCUCCUCCUGCUCACUGUUACGCUGGACCUGGAGAUGUGCCGUGUGAUUUCUGCACUGGGAGAAAGCGCAAAGCCAUCAAGUCCUGUCUGGUGUGUCUGGCCUCUUACUGUGAAACUCACCUCCAGCCUCACUAUGAAUCUCCUGCCUUUAAGAAGCACAAACUGGUGAAAGCCACUGGAAACCUGCAGGAGAAGAUCUGCUCUCAUCAUGACAAACUGCUGGAGGUUUACUGUCGUACCGAUCAGCAGUGUAUCUGUUAUCUGUGUACAAUGGAUGAACACAGAGGCCAUGAUACAGUCUCAGCUGCAGCAGAAAGGACUGAGAAACAGAAGCAGCUGGGGGCGACACAGAGUAAAUUCCAGCAGAGAAUCCAGGAGAGAGAGAAGAAGCUGCAGGAUCUGAGACAGGCUGUGCAGUCACUCAAGCGCUCUGCACAGGCAGCAGUGGAGGACAGUGAGAGGAUCUUUACUGAGAUGAUCCGCUCCAUUGAGAGAAGGUGCUCUGAGGUGAAAGAGCUGAUCAGAGAUCAGGAGAAGGCUGAAGUGAGUCGGGCUGAAGGACUCCUGGAGCGACUGGAGCAGGAGAUUGCUGAGCUGAGGAGGAGAGAUGCUGAGCUGGAGCAGGUUUUCCACACAGAGGAUCACAUCCAUUUCCUCAAGAGCUGUCAGUCUCUCUGUGUCCCUCCUGGACAUGGAUACUUACCCACCAUCACAGUCAGUCCACACGUCUCUUUUGAGGCUGUGAGGAAAUCUGUCUCUGUACUGAAAGAGAGACUGGAGGAUGUUUUCAAGGCGGAGUUGGUCAAAGUUUCUGGAAAAGUGGCACAAGUCGAUAUUCAAGAGCCCAAUUCCAGAGAGGACUUCUUACAGUAUGCCUGUCAGCUCACACUGGACCCCAACACAGCGUAUAAACAGCUCCGUCUGUCUGAGAGGAACAGAGCGGUGGCCAGUGUGAGAGAGAUCCAGUCAUAUCCUGAUCAUCCAGAGAGAUUUGACUACUGGAACCAGGUGCUGUGCAGAGAGGGUCUGUCUGGACGCUGUUACUGGGAGGCUGAGUGCAGUCAUGAUGCUUCCAUUGCAGUCACACCAAAACAGAUCGGCAGGAAAGGGAAGGGUGAUGACUGUGUUCUGGGUCGUAAUACCAUGUCCUGGUGUUUGUUCUGCUCUCCCUCCAGUUACUCUUCCUGGCACAAUAAUAAGAGCAUUAAAAUCCCUGUGCCGCCCUCCAGAAUAGGAGUGUACCUGGAUCACGGGGCAGGAACACUGUCCUUCUACAGCGUCUCUGACACAAUGACCCUCCUGCACAGAGUCCAGACCACAUUCACUCAGCCCCUCUAUCCUGCGUUUGGGGUGUUUUUGGGAUCCUCUGUAAAACUGUGUGAUCUGGAGCGAGGCAGUUUGAAGGGAAGAUCAGCUGUAAUGAAAGAGAGGGGAGAACAAUCCAAAUUAUUGUCACUGUUACCAUCAAUAUUCAGUUAAAGGGUCACACGUUGUGCUCAGUUGACACCUCUCUGAGGUUGCAGGAACAUGUCAAGGCAAACCUGAUGAUACAAAUGAAUUACCUCAGUGUAAAGAGAUAAUUCAACUUUGCCAUCCAAAUAUCAAUUUUCCCACUGUAGAGCUGAACCAGGCUGGCUCAUUAUAACCCUUUCCCACUGUAGAGCUGAACCAGGCUGGCUCAUUAUAGCCCUUUCCUCCUGUAGAGCUGAACCAGGCUGACUCAUUAUAGCCCUUUCCCACUGUAUAGCUGAACCAGGCUGGCUCAUUAUAGCCCUUUCCCACUGUAGAGCUGAACCAGGCUGGCUCAUUAUAGCCCUUUCCCACUGUAGAGCUGAAACAGGCUUGCUCAUUAUAGCCCUUUCCCACUGUAGAGCUGAAC
Conger conger (European conger) is the source of this 2932-nucleotide messenger RNA. Its product is annotated as tripartite motif-containing protein 16-like. The record is from RefSeq and is a predicted model, not a curated record. NCBI's taxonomy places the organism in Eukaryota, Metazoa, Chordata, Actinopteri, Anguilliformes, Congridae. The transcript has 6 exons. The coding region runs from base 793 to 2532 and encodes 579 amino acids. Gene Ontology annotation, molecular function: zinc ion binding; protein binding.